Messenger RNA from Beta vulgaris subsp. vulgaris (sugar beet), 1180 nucleotides. RefSeq names its product putative protein phosphatase 2C-like protein 44. Gene Ontology annotation, biological process: protein dephosphorylation. The record is from RefSeq and is a predicted model, not a curated record. Lineage: Eukaryota; Viridiplantae; Streptophyta; Magnoliopsida; Caryophyllales; Amaranthaceae. The coding region runs from base 162 to 1034 and encodes 290 amino acids. Gene Ontology annotation, cellular component: cytosol; nucleus. The transcript has 5 exons. Gene Ontology annotation, molecular function: protein serine/threonine phosphatase activity.
AGGUUACGAAAGCGUUAAGAUUUUAUAUUAAACUUUCACAACUUACACGUUAACAUGAGAAGAUCUUCUUAAUUCCUAAAUUCUCUGCUAAUUAUCUCUUCCCCUUCUUAAUCUAUUUUUGUUCUACCAAUCAACUACCCACUCACGCAAAGCUUUCAACCAUGAGACUCAAAGAUAUACGUCUCAAGUUUCAGGUACUGUUGAGGUUGAGGAGUUUUCUUAAAAGGGAUGAUGAUGAUUAUGAUGAUGAUGUUAAGAAGAAACCAUCAUGGAUGAUGCCAAUCUCACAUGGACAUCAUAUUGUGGAUGGUCGAUCAUGGAGAGGAGAAGAUAGUGAAUUAGAGCAGACAGACAGUGUUGUUGUACAAAGAGAAGAAAUGGGAAAUCUUGAGUUGUGGUUUUAUGGUAUAUCUGAUGCUACAAUUGGUGAUGGUAUUAGUAGUUACAUGCAGUCAAAUCUUUUUGGCAAAAAGUUCAAAGAGUCUCUGGUGAGAAGAAAAGGCAAAGAAACAAUGAAGAAGGCUUACCUCAAUGCAAUAGAGAAGAUUGAUAGUGAUAAUCUGGAGAAGAUAGAAAAUUUUGGUUCGGUAUCUGCAUUGGUUAUCAAUGGGGAAAAGCUUGUGAUGGCUCAGAUGGGUAGUUAUAAAGCUAUUGUGUGCAGAGAUGGUAUGGCUCAUCAGUUGCGGCCAACACACCAGCAUAGAGGAGGAAAAAGGCAUUGGCCUCGCCGAUUAAUUUCAGGGGCGAUGCAUAUUCCGAAAGUACAUAUACAAGCACGCCAUUCAGGGACUGAACCAAGCAGAAAGCAAAUGAACAGUUCAGAACUGAUUGUUGUUACUGACAGAAUAGAUUCAGAAACUGAAUUUAUCAUCUUAGCAAGUACUGGUAUUUCUGAGGUUAUGAGGAAUCAAGAGGCAGUGGAUCUUAUCAGGCACAUAGAUGAUCCUCAAGAAGCUGCUGAAUGUUUAACAAGGGAAGCUUUAACUAGAAUGAGCAGGAGCAGCAUUUCUUGCUUAGUUAUUCGUUUUGAUUAAUACUUUUCAUGCCAUUCGAAAUCAACAAUCUAUCUUAGAAGUAUAAUUGACAGUAAGCGGUUAAUUAGACUGCGAACUGUGUGGCAGGUGCUGUAAAAUUAAAUUUGACAGUAAAGUCUAACUUGCAAAAAAGAGCUUCAACACUU